Messenger RNA from Dermochelys coriacea (leatherback sea turtle), 3220 nucleotides. RefSeq names its product coagulation factor II, thrombin (gene F2). Gene Ontology annotation, molecular function: serine-type endopeptidase activity; calcium ion binding. Lineage: Eukaryota; Metazoa; Chordata; Testudines; Dermochelyidae. Gene Ontology annotation, cellular component: extracellular region. Gene Ontology annotation, biological process: platelet activation; proteolysis; positive regulation of blood coagulation. The record is from RefSeq and is a predicted model, not a curated record.
GCUGGCACACACAGACUGGGAGGUUGCUUCGUGUGUAAGGGGCCACAUGGAGGAGAGUGAGCGUGGGCCCAGGAAAUUAUGGGAGUGGUGAUGCUGGCAUCCUUGGUGAAGCAAGGGGCUAAGAGGAGACCCUAAGAAAUGAGCCAGGGUGAAGACCAUGCUGGAGUUGUGUAGGGCAUUGAAGGCAAGGAUGAGAAGUUUAAACUGGAUCUGAUGGGCAAAGGGGAGCUAGUGGAAGGACCCUCAAAGGGGAGGGAUGCAUUUGGGACUGGUGAGUAAGGGAGAGAAUCCUUGCAGUUGCAUUUUCGAUGGAGUGGAAGUGGGGGUGAGUAUUGGGGAGGCCAGGGAGGAGGAAGCUGCAGCAAUCACAGAUGACCAGGGCAUUGACACGUGUGACAGGCAGAGCAGAAAGGAAAGAACAGGGAGACUUGGUGCCAGCCUAGAUGUGAGGGGAGGAGUCGAAAAUGAGUCUAGGGUUAUGUCUACACUAUGGGGUAGGCAAGUGAUUCCCAGAUCACAUACACGAGGCUCAGCCGUGCUGAAUACAAACUGUCUGAACCCUGUGGGCAAGUUCUCAGCAUGUCUGAGCCAGGCAGCCGCUACCCGUGCUACCAUAGCUACCCUGCUAUUUAUACUCGCACUAGCUCUCAUCAGCUAGCAUGAGUAUGUGUAAGUGAGCUGGGAAUCACACACGUAGCUCACAGUGUAGACAUAGCCCAUGUGACAGGGAGGUGGUGGGGCCAACAGAAAUGGGGCAAGGUGGGAGCAAAGAUGACUUGGGAGAAAUCGUUUCAGCUAUGUUGAGUUAGCAGUGACCUCACCAAGGUGGGCUGGGCUCUCCUGGCUCUGCUGCUGGCUCUCUGUGUGCCUGGGAGCAUCCUUCUCUUUCCAUCUGCUUCCAUUUCCCCAUCUGUGACCUCCUGGCAGUUGUGAGGCUGCAGUCACUCCUCUUUGAAGUGUUUGACCUGCCCAGUGUGAUGGUGGUUAUGACCGCGCUAUAUCAGAGCUAGGUAGUAUAAUAGUUGUUGUUUUAUUGUGCUGCUCAGACCAGUAAAAUGGUUGAAAGUGAAAAUGCAUGAAGGGGAGGGAGAGAAGCCAAGCGGAGGAGGGACAGCAAGCCUCAGCCCCACUGUCCCUGACACACCACACACCGUGACCUCCUGGGUCCUAUUUCUUCAUGUUGGUUCAACAUUAACCUAGGUGGGGCUGGGAUUUCUCUUGUCCUGCUCCCUCUUCAUUUCCCCUGCAACUGAGGCAUAUACCAUGAGGCACAGCCGAGUCAGAGUGCUGGGCAGCCUGCUCCUUUUCUGCCUCCAGCACCUCGUGCUGAGCCAUGAUGGAGUUUUCCUUGAGCAGCAAGCACUUUCCCUGCUCAAGCGCCCGCGGCGUGCCAACAAGGGAUUCCUGGAAGAGAUGCUCAAAGGCAACCUGGAACGGGAGUGUCUAGAGGAGAAAUGUAGCUAUGAGGAGGCCUAUGAAGCCCUCGAGUCCAUUGUUCGCACGGUAUCAGAAUUCUGGAGGAAAUACAGCGUAUGUGAAUCCCAGAGGAAUCUCAGGACAGUUCUGGAUGGGACUUUGGCAGGAAACUGUGUCGCAGGCACUGGGCAGAACUAUCAGGGGACAGUUUCUGUCACCAAGUCGGGGAUUGAAUGUCAGUUCUGGACAAGCAAAUUCCCUCACAGACCGGAGUUUAACACCACCACACAUCGGAAUGCCAAUCUCACCCAGAAUUACUGCAGGAACCCAGACGACAACCCAAACGGCCCCUGGUGCUACACUCGAGACCCAGCAGUGCGAUGGGAGGAGUGUGCUGUUCCAGUGUGUGGUCAAGAUAAGACCACAGUUCCAUUUAUUCCCCGGGACCAUCCACUGGACAAAACACAGCAGCCAUGUGAAACGGACAAAGGGCUACAUUAUAGUGGGACUCUUUCUGUCACCGUUCUGGGGCCAAGUGUUUUGCCAUGGGCCUCAGCCAAGGCAAAGGAGCUGUCCCAUGGAACUACUUUUUUCCCAGAAGUGAAGCUGGUGGAGAAUUAUUGCCGGAAUCCCUGAUGGGGAUGAUGAGGUGUCUGGUGUUAUGUGGAUCAUCCAAAUACCACCUUUGAGUACUGUGACCUGCACUACUGUGAGAGGCCCCUGGAUGAGAUGGAUGACGUAAUAGCAGGGCGGACCAUUACCCAACAGCACCAAACCUUCUUUGAUGUUAAGACUUUCGGUUCAGGUGAAACAGAUUGUGGCAUCCGUCCCCUGUUUGAGAAGAAAAAGAUUUCUGAUAAGAGUGAGCAGGAGCUGUUGGACUCCUACAUUGGGGGCCGGAUUGUAAAGGGGGAAAAUGCAGAAGUUGGAAGUGCCCCCUGGCAGGUGAUGCUUUUCAGGAAGAGUCCACAGGAGUUGCUGUGUGGUGCCAGCCUCAACGACCGCUGGGUCCUUACUGCUGCCCACUGCCUCCUUUACCCAACCUGGGACAAGAACUUCACCACAGAUGACAUCUUGGUGCGGAUUGGGAAGUAUCACAGAACAAAGUACGAGCGGAACACAGAGAAAAUCUCCCUGCUGGAUAAAAUCAUCAUCCAUCCCAAGUACAACUGGAGAGAGAACCUGGACCGAGACAUUGCACUGAUGCUCCUGAAGAAACCCAUAGUCUUCAGUGACCACAUCCACCCUGUCUGCCUGCCCACCAGGGAGCUGGUCCAGAGUCUGAUGCUGACAGGAUUCAAAGGGCGGGUAUCUGGAUGGGGUAAUCUGUAUGAGACCUGGGGCUCUGGCACAGUCGCCCUGCCUUCAGUUCUGCAACAGGUGAACCUCCCCAUAGUCAACCAGGAUACCUGCAAGGCAUCCACUAAUAUCAGACUCACUGACAACAUGUUCUGUGCAGGGUACAGUCCUGAAGACUCGAAGAGAGGGGAUGCUUGUGAGGGGGAUAGCGGGGGCCCUUUUGUCAUGAAGAGCCCAACAGAUAACCGCUGGUAUCAGGUGGGGAUUGUCUCAUGGGGAGAAGGCUGUGAUCGUGAUGGUAAAUACGGAUUUUAUACACAUGUAUUCCGCUUGAAGAGAUGGAUGCUAAAAACCAUCAACAAAUAUGGGCAAUAAAGAAAGCAUCUGUUACAUCUCAACUCUUACAGCUGCUUAAUUUGUAGCAAUAUGAACACUAAGGAACCUGAAGUAAAAUGGCUAGAGGCAUUCUCUGGCAACAUUGCCAAUAAAAUGGUUAUAGCAAGGA